This is a messenger RNA of Penicillium malachiteum, 867 nucleotides long. RefSeq names its product basic helix-loop-helix domain-containing protein. Gene Ontology annotation, molecular function: DNA-binding transcription factor activity; protein dimerization activity. The record is from RefSeq and is a predicted model, not a curated record. The transcript has 2 exons. The coding region runs from base 1 to 867 and encodes 288 amino acids. Gene Ontology annotation, cellular component: nucleus. NCBI's taxonomy places the organism in Eukaryota, Fungi, Ascomycota, Eurotiomycetes, Eurotiales, Aspergillaceae.
AUGUCUGAUCCAUCCAUGAACAGCCCCGAUAGCCACGUCCACAAACGCAAGCGUGAGGAUUCCGACGACUUGGGCCACGACCCGACCCGCCUGAAUCGUUCUUCUCACGGCAGUAACGGCAGCAUGGGUGAUAACCAGCACAACUUCGGGCACUCGCUCAACUACGAGCACGGCCUGCCCAACACCGGCUCCGAGCUCAACAUUGACCAGCAAAUUCUUCAGCACGUUGGUCCUCAGAAUGGUCUCUCCGACGAUAAUGCUCUUACCGCCAACGCUAAGGCUGCUCUUGCUGCGCAUGCGCCUCAGCACAAGUACCCGCCACCUCCUGAUGCGGCCUUCGACGCCAACAACUUGACCUCUGGCUUGAACUUUGGCGAUGAUAUGGGACAGCCCAUGGGACCUACCCAUGGCCACAACUCUACUGCUGCCGCUGUGUAUGCUGCUCGCGAGGCUCAGAGCAUGAACCAGAAGCCUACUGUCGGCUCCCCUGAGUGGCACCAGAUCCGCAAGAACAACCACAAGGAAGUUGAGCGACGCCGUCGUGAGGCCAUCAACGAAGGUAUUAACCAGAUCGCUCGUCUGGUCCCUAACUGCGACAAGAACAAGGGUGCAAUCCUACAGCGCGCCAUCGAAUACAUCGUCCAACUUCAGGAUGACCGCAAGAACAUCGAGUCCCGUUUUGAGGCGCAGGGCCUUACCCUUAAUCACGCCAUCAGUGAACUCACUGCCACUAACACCAAGUGGAAGGCUGAGAUUAACCGUCGUAGCGACCUUGGCGCUAAGUGGCUUCACCGUUGCCGCGAGGCUGGCCUCGACUUUGAUGACUUCGACGAUACCAAGGACUUCGAACCCCUGAGCCUGGAGUAG